UGAGAAACACUUAUUGACUUCCCACAUAAAAAGCAUGUUGUUUUGAAGAUUAUAUGCUUAACAGUGUUAUCUAGUGUCAAGGCCAGAGAACAAGUUAUUUGCUUAAAAUUAAUUCACUGUAAUUUCCACAUUUAUCCAAUUAGUUAUACAAUACUUAGCAUAACAGUACAGUAACAUAACAUUUCAUUAGAAUCAUUCCUUCCUUGUGCCUGAGCCGUAAGUUAAAAAUGUAUACAUGAAAAGUGAUUAAACAUUUUGCUGAAAGUAGAUGAAAGCACUUUAAUAAAACAUUUUUUUUAUAUAUGUAGACAAUGAUGUAGUGUGCAGUGUUUAUGUGGUAGCCUAGUCUAACGUAUGUUAAAUGCAAACCCCCUAGUUCCUUGUUCCCUACAUACACUCUCUUUGUUCUCUGUCUGUUCCGUCUGCUGCGAGUGGAUGUGAGAGGGGAACUUAGCAAAUGACCACACUAACUUUAACUCCCCAAACUUCCUCUUCUGUCACAAUAUACAGAUACAUACUUGACACUUUCAGUCUUCAUAACACAACACUCAGCAACCCAUGGUCCAUUUGACUAGUCUCUUAUACACCAAAUAACAGCAGAUUGACAUGGAUAAACAUUUACAAGGAGGGAAAGCAUUUGGAUUCCUCAAGUCGCAGCAGGAUGAGAAACUGAACUCCAUCAAUGAGGUUUUUCUCACAGAUCCUAAAUAUGCAGAGGAGGAGGACCUCAGCUCAAAACUGGAAAUGUUUAAAAACAAAUACAUGGAAUUUGAUCUCAAUGACCAAGGAGACAUCGACAUGAUGGGGCUGAAGCGCAUGUUAGAGAAGCUGGGGGUGGCCAAGACUCACCUGGAGCUGAAAAAGAUGAUGUCAGAUGUGGUUGGCGGUGCUGCACGAGACACGUUCUGUUACACAGACUUUCUCAAUAUGAUGCUAGGAAAGAGGAAUUCCAUACUCCGACUGAUCUUGAUGUUUGAGGAGAAGGGGAAAGACCAGGAGGCCAAAGAGAGUGGACCACCGCAACGCAAGACUUUUUCAGAACUGCCCUGAAUGCAAUUGCAUUAUGGGAUCCAAUCUGUUCAUAUAAAAACUGAAUGUCAUAUGAAGUGGUUUAUACAAGUUUCAUUGUAAAGAAUAAAGAAAGGUUUGAUUGA
Molecule: messenger RNA, 1154 nt
Organism: Coregonus clupeaformis (lake whitefish)
Lineage: Eukaryota; Metazoa; Chordata; Actinopteri; Salmoniformes; Salmonidae
Product: allograft inflammatory factor 1-like
Exons: 6
Coding region: 607-1050 (147 amino acids)
Biological process (GO): actin filament bundle assembly; ruffle assembly
Cellular component (GO): actin filament; ruffle membrane
Molecular function (GO): actin filament binding; calcium ion binding
Source: RefSeq, a predicted model, not a curated record